AUGAUGGCAGAGAGAGGAAGAUCGACAGCGCGGAAAACAUCGAGUGGAUAUGGUGAAGGAGAAGCACACGCACGCUCUACAAGUCACUCAGCCUCACGCUCACGAUCACCAUCACUGAGUAGAAGCAGGGACAGCAGAAGCAUGAGUAGAUCACCAGCCGCCACCCCUCGUGGUCUGAAAUGCGUCUGCGUGCGUAACCUCACUAAAAACGUAGCCGUAGAGCACCUAGAGGAGAUAUUCGAUGCUUAUGGGAAGAUAAUCCACGUAGAGCUGGCUAGAGCGAGGAAGAUAAACACUCAUAUGGGUUAUGCGUUUAUUUUCUACGAGCACGUCGAAGAUGCAGAAGACGCUUGUGAUUUCAUGGAUAAUGGCAUCAUCGACGAGGUUAGAGUGAAUGUCGAUAUGUCCAAGAUGUCCAUCCAGACGCUGAGAGAUAGACACAGAGAUAACGAUAGAUACGCUCACCGCGACCGAGAAAGCUCACCACGUAGAAGAGCUACAGAUCCCAGAAGAGAUUAUUCUCGCAGUUAG
Messenger RNA from Wallemia ichthyophaga EXF-994, 531 nucleotides. RefSeq names its product RNA-binding protein with serine-rich domain 1-like protein. The coding region runs from base 1 to 531 and encodes 176 amino acids. The transcript is spliced from 2 exons. NCBI's taxonomy places the organism in Eukaryota, Fungi, Basidiomycota, Wallemiomycetes, Wallemiales, Wallemiaceae. Gene Ontology annotation, cellular component: cytoplasm; ASAP complex; nucleoplasm. Gene Ontology annotation, biological process: mRNA splicing, via spliceosome. Gene Ontology annotation, molecular function: RNA binding. The record is from RefSeq and is a predicted model, not a curated record.